GAGGGAUUGAGAUUUGACCACCAUCACGCCUCGAAGAGUCAAGGACAGCGAGAACGCAUACCGACGGAAAAAUGGAGGAUGUUGAAUACGCGCAGCUCUACGAUUCAAUCGUCGAUUCUUACGACAGCGGCUUCGCACACAAUCCAGGGCUUUUGCGGCUGAUCGAGAAGAUCAACUCCCGCCUCCCCACGUCUGCGAAUAUCCUCGACAUUGGCUGUGGCACCGGAAAUCCAGUCUCUUCCACCUUGGCAUCAUCGGGCCACAAAGUCGUAGGUGUCGACUUCUCCCCGGAGAUGGUCACGAUGAGUCAAAAGAAUGUCCCCAAGGGCAAGUUUCUCGUCGCUGAUAUGCGCCAUUACGAGCACCCAACGACGGCACGGCCAGACGCGAUAUUCAACGUCUUUGCCUCGUUUCGUCUCCGAAGGGAAGAAACUGAGUCAUUGGUUAACAAGUGGGCCGGGUGGCUUAACCCGAAUGGCCUUCUGUGCAUUGCCACCAUGGCCGCAGACGACUGUCCCCAGGACAGGAUCGAGAACGGAUAUGACCCGGACGGCCUCUGUGCUCGAGCUGUCAGGCAACGAUUCAUGGGCAACGAGUUCCGUCACACCAUGUUCACCCGCCGCGGAUGGACAGAUCUUCUUCAGCGCAAUAACCUUGAGGUCGUCGAGAGCUGGAUGGAGAUAUUUGUGCCCCCAGGGUCUAUGGACACAGAUGACGCCAGGUUCUUUUAUAUCAUCGCCAGAAAGGGGGAGUGAUGUGCCUGUUGUAUUUCUUUUUUUUUUUUUUUAACUAGUCCGAUCUCUCGCUAUCCAACAAACAACUUCGCC
This is a messenger RNA of Aspergillus campestris IBT 28561, 827 nucleotides long. RefSeq names its product class I SAM-dependent methyltransferase. The transcript has a single exon. Bases 72 to 755 code for a protein of 227 amino acids. NCBI's taxonomy places the organism in Eukaryota, Fungi, Ascomycota, Eurotiomycetes, Eurotiales, Aspergillaceae. The record is from RefSeq and is a predicted model, not a curated record.